AUGUCCUCCUGGAUCUCGUUCUCCGACAUCUUUUAUUUUACUCGCAAUGCGAGAAAAGCGCCUCUCAUCCCAGAGGGCUUCGUCCUUGAAACACCUUUGGAGUGCAAGACCACUACGGCCGCAAUCCAGCUCAAGCCAGAGUCUCCAACAUCCCGCUCAACACUUCCUACCAUUUCCCAAUCACCGGAACCUUUGCCCGCGUCUUCCACCCCACAGACACCCCUGGAGCCAGUCAUUUUCAUAGGAAACAACAGCACGGAAACCCUUGUCAACGUUGUUUCAAAGCCCGGGUUUCCAACUUCAAUUCUGCAGCUCUACCCAUCUGCCAAUGAGGCUGCGCAUACACGACGCAUAUCGUUCGCAGAUUGUGCCACCCCCUCACGUCCUGUGAAGCCUGUAAAUGUCAUUGACAUGGGCCAGGUCUCGUACAAGCCCUCCGCGGCAGCAGUGGAAACGCCUGAGCAAGCAAAACCUCUCAGAGAGGACGUCCCUGACACGGAAAAGAAAUUAAAGAGGAAGAGCAUCAUGCGGAGUAUGUCCUUGCUUGGCCCUCGUGCAUCCGGCACGAAGGCGCGCCGCUUCUCGGUCCCUGUCUUUUCUUCGCUGACGGAUGCCAUGAAUAAGCGGGCAAGCAAGCGGCCGGCUAUCUCGCGCGACCCGAACGUCUAUCCCAACCCUGACAAGUUUUAUCCCGAGAGAUGGCUCGACGAAAAAUCCGUGAAAGACCUCGAGCUCAAGUUCCCUUCAUACGGUUUUCGACGCAGGUAUACCUUUUCCUGA
Molecule: messenger RNA, 780 nt
Organism: Suillus plorans
Lineage: Eukaryota; Fungi; Basidiomycota; Agaricomycetes; Boletales; Suillaceae
Exons: 2
Coding region: 1-780 (259 amino acids)
Molecular function (GO): oxidoreductase activity, acting on paired donors, with incorporation or reduction of molecular oxygen; heme binding; iron ion binding
Source: RefSeq, a predicted model, not a curated record